Trichoplusia ni (cabbage looper) is the source of this 6382-nucleotide messenger RNA. RefSeq lists its product as uncharacterized. Gene Ontology annotation, molecular function: protein binding. The transcript is spliced from 12 exons. The coding region runs from base 305 to 5620 and encodes 1771 amino acids. NCBI's taxonomy places the organism in Eukaryota, Metazoa, Arthropoda, Insecta, Lepidoptera, Noctuidae. The record is from RefSeq and is a predicted model, not a curated record.
UGCGUAUUAUUUCUGUCAUAAGUUUUAACAAUUCAACGUCGGAGUUAAUGGCGCUAGUGUAUAUGGGAUUCUCCAUAGUUGCAUUUCAUUUAGUGUAUUGUACUAUGUAUCUUGUAAAGUAAUCGAUAAACGUUUGGUGCCGGUUAUUUACUAAGAAGCUGUGUUUAACGUUUUAUACGCUCUUUGUGAAUUAUAAUGGAAAGUCUUGUGUACGUGUCCGCAAAUGAUGUGAUCAAACAACAAUAGAAGAUUCUUAUUGGUUUUUAUCACGGGUUUAAACGAAUUUAAACAGAAGAGAUGCUUCAUGCCGGGCGGUCACUUGAGUAAUAAGCCGGUGUCGGCUGAAGAGUACUCGGCUUGCAACGAGGAGUUGCAGCUAGAGCAUCUGCUCCAGAGGCAACUGGAAGAAGAUGUCGCUAGAAUAUUUGAUGAGUCUAUUUUUUCUGAUCUCGAAGUGGUGUGUGGAAAACUAAAAAUACUAACUCAUUCCUGCAUCUUACAAGCACGCACUGAUAAAUUUUAUCAUAAGCUUCAUACAAUCUUGCAUGUGAAUAUCGAACGCAACACUUUUGAUGAAAUCUAUUCCUACAUAAGCGAUGUAUAUACUGAAUGCAACCUUCAACACGAAGAAAAAGAAAUAAUCGCUUAUCUGGAACACAAUUUGUGCGUUGAAUCUAUCCAAGACAAGAUCACUAAAUCUAAGGAAACAGAAGAAUCAGAGGUGUUUUUAACACCCAAGUGCAUAACUCCAUACGUAGAAAACGACGUCCAGAAAGUAAUUAACUCUAGUCCUAGUACCGAGUUAACUAAAGAAUACUAUGCGUUAGUGCCAAUUGAAGGAAACUUAUUCGACAAGGAACUUAUCGAGCAGGACGAGCUCUCUAAUGCCUUCCAUUCUAUAAUAAAGAAUCAAACUGAGGAAACAACUCAAGUAAAACCUGUCCAGCACAACAAACCUACUUCGCUAUCUCUUAAUUCUAGUCAUAUACCCAAAACAGUCAAACAUUCCAGUAGUUGUGAUAUUUUAAAUAAAAUAUGCUUAAAGGAAAACAAUUUUCCAAAACAAAACAAUUUUAAAAUACUCUCUGAGCUUAAAACUAACCAGUCAUUCUCAGCAAGUGAAUGCAAUUCUUCUAAGAAACUUUACUCUACUCUUGUGGGCUCUGACAAGACAUUGGAUCCCGCGUACUCGCCGGACAGUUUAAUUACAGACGAACCAAGUUCCUCUUCAGAUUACCUGUCCGCUGCGUACACUUGUUCUCCAGGCGUUAGCUCGUCUGGUGUACUUCAAGUAAAUGUUGGAAACAACACGUCCAGAAUGGAAAACAUUUAUACGUUGUCUGAUUCUGGUUUAGACGACACUGCUAUUCUAGGUAGCGUCAGUAGUCAUAAGGACGUAACCCUAACUAACGUGUCUCUAUCUGAAAAUACUCUUCAUGAUUUAAUUGCUGAUGAUGCCAGCAUCUCAGCGAUGUCUAUUCCUAGUUCUUUAGGAGAAAAGAGUAACUUUCAAAGAACAAAACUGAGUGGGGCUUCUUCUGAAAAAGAUUGCAAUGGCCAAGGUUCCUUCUCGGAAAUGUGUGGGAAAUCACUAAAAGAAGAAAAACAAAGACAAAACGAAGAAAUAGUAAUAUUGGAGUCUUCUUCUCUAUCUUCUGAAACGGGUUCAUGGGAGUCAGUAUAUCCACCAAAACUAAUUGAAAAAGAUUUAUGCGAAAAGUUUUUGGACAAUGAGCGUCAGCAUCAUCUUGAAGAAGAUAACUUAAACAAACCUUCAGACGAUCAAGUCUCGAAUAAUUUUGAAAAUAAAUCACCUUAUAAAUCAACUGCUUGUUUUAUCGAUGCAUCCAGUCUGGUCGAUGAAGAAGAAGAAAUCAUCAGGGCAGAAACUGUGAAGAACACUGAAGAUACCAACGUCAAAUUAGACAUAUUACCAGCACCAAGUCAACCAGUGCCGUGUUCAACAGUGAAACUGGAUAUUAGCCCAAUAGACUGGUCAGAAAGUAUUGAUAAUGAAGAUUCAUUAGAACAAGCCGAUAAAAAAGAUCCGGAUUCCAUUCAAAAAGAUCUGUCUCCUACGAUUUUCGAAAUGACUCCAAUAACAGAAGACUCUCUUUGCGCCAAUGCAUUUGAUGCAGUUCAAUCUGAACUAGUUAUGGAAGCAGAAGAGAGUAAUAAUUACACAUCGGACAAAGAAGGAUCUCUCCGUACAAGUGUUGUUUUUAUGUCCAAUACACCUAAUAAUUCAAUUAUGUCGGUAACAGCAUAUAAACAAUAUGACUCAAAAGAUAUGGAAAGUGAUAAAACACUUGCAGGUUCAGAAUCAGAACACACUUCCAGAACUGAAAGAAAAGGUAGUCGUUCUCCACCCAUUUUAUCUGGCGGUGUAUCGGUUGAAGAUCACUUGCCUCAAAUAGGUAGUCACGAGAGUAGUCCGUUGCCAAAGUUUAAAUUGGAGAACACACCGAUUGUUACCGGCGCAUUUGUAUUAUCACAACAAACGGAGCAGAGUCAAUGCAAAACAAGAACAAGUUCUGCUUCGGCUUGGGUGGUCGAUAUGUCCAUUGAUCCCAAAACAGAUAACACAAAUCCUACUAACAAAUCGGCUGAUGCGAGCGUAAAUGAAAAAAAGAACAUAUUUUCCAUGUAUAUUGAUCUCGGAGAUAAAACAACAUUAAAGGACAUGCCUGCUAGACUAACGUCUUCGAUAAACAAUAAAAAGAAUUCAGUAAAUGAAAGUAAGCCAACCCUCCGUAAUUCUAAAUCAAGUACAGAGCGUAACUUAAAGGACACUGAUACUAGUGUCGUAAUUUUUGAAAAGUAUGAAUCUUUGUGCAAUGACCCUAGUAUAAGUAUUUCUGAAAUUAUUGCUAUACCUGACAAAACAGUUAUUCCGGAAAAUGUGGAAAAUUCUGUUACAGAAUUAAAGCCCAAAGUCACCCAGUCGCGCGGUGGAGAUAUGUCGUCACUCAAAACAACAGAAGAGGAAACAGAAUUAACAAAUGAACAAGAAGCCAAAGAUCUUUUUGUAAAAUUGUCAGACUUGGAUAAACCAGUGCAGAAAUCAGAAGCUUUGCUCUCUGUAAACACCAGAGAAGUCAAUGUGCGAAUGACGCGAUCUAUUCCUGACUGGAGUGAACCAGCCUUCUCAACGAACUCGAAAUCCAUUGAAGUUAUUACUUCAUUCCACUCGGAGAAUGCGCUUAGUUUGAAUAGAUUAUUCCCGCAUUUGCAAAAUGAAUUUAGUAGAAGUAUGCCAGGUUCGUUGUCCAGCCGAACUCGAUCCCCGCUAAGACUCGGGACUUCGAGCACUCUCGGAGAUGCGGAGGAACAGGGAUCAGAUAUGUCAGAAAUAAGUAGCAUGCAGAGCAGCAACGGUCGUUCAGGCUUCGGCAACAGUACAACAGACAGCCAAACAUCAAGUCUAAUAGAGAACUGCACGUCACGCCUCGGUCAGGACUUACUGCGCAUGUUCCUUGAAGAAAUAGCUCCGGAUGUCAUAGUCGAGGUCUCCGGCAAGAGGUUCAAAGCACAUAAAUGUAUUUUAUCAUCCAGGUGUCAGUACUUCGCGGGUAUACUCAGUGGCGGCUGGGUAGAGAGCCUUGGCAACGUUAUCGUAUUACCACCAUUUUCCUACAACGUGGUGUACUUUGCGUUGUGUCACAUUUAUUCCGGCCUCGCUACCAUCCCGGACUCUGUCAGCAUCGUGGAACUGGCCACCAUAGCAGACAUGUUAGGGCUGGAGGGGUUGAAGGAAGCCAUCAUGUUUACACUCAAAGCUAAAUACUGUCAUCACUUCCAUAAGCCGUGUGCGGUGUGCAUAGUCGGGGUUCUGGAAUGUUUUCCAUUGUCUUCCGUAUACGGUUUGGACGAUCUGUACCACAAAUGUCUCAAGUGGAUAACGAAAAAUUUCUCCAAAGUAUGGCCUACUAAGGCUUUCGCCACUCUACCGACCGACCUAUUAGAUAAAUGUUAUCAGCAUCACAUUGUGAACCUCGCAAUAGAUAAUGUGAUCGACACGGUCUACGGAUGCGGUAUCACUAUGUCCUCUCUGCAAAACAGUAGAUGGUCCGAGAGCGUCGCAAGAAUGUGUCGCAGACUGAUCAGUGCGGCUGCGCACUUCGCGGCCCCCAAGCUGGUGUCCAUCUUCCAAGUGAUAAUCGCUUUGCCUAACGACGCUCCAAGUGCUGCCAAGCAGGCCUUGGACGACUUUCUGUCGGCGGCAGUCGAGUGGGCACCUCCAGAAGAAGUCUGUCGUGCUUAUGGCUAUCUCUCAACAAUAGUCAAAGAAGUUCGUAAUCAGCACUACAGCAAACCAGAUUUGAUAAGUAAUAGCACGGGAAGCUACAGAAGUUAUGGCUCCAACAGCUUGCUAUACACGCACGCGAGCAGUUGGCGGUUGCAAUGCGAAGGUGCUUUAGUGCGAGCCUCACCCCGCGUCGUGUCUACGCAGGCUUUUAAGGAUUUACCUUCUGAAUUACGUAAGAGGUUACGAGAACUUGGUUGCAUAAAAUACGGAGCGCAUGCCAUACCCGUGACUCCUCCUGUACCUGUUCAAGAAAAGAAACCAAGAAGUAAAAAUACUCAGACGAGAAUUAGUAAAAUUACUUCAAGUACGACUCGCAGUGUUGACAUCGCACACGUACGCGCCUCGUUUGUACCGUAUGCUCCGAAACCGGUACUCCCACUCGGAUCCAUCGAUACUCUAAAGAGCAAUACUGACCUCAGAGAUUUUAGGAAACCUCUCACUAGUACUCAACCACCAAAAGUGAGAACUACUAAAGCGCAAGAAGAGCGAGCCAAAUUUAACAAGUUCAAGUCGGCAGAAUCUCAAGAUCGUUUAAACGGUAAAUCGACAGCAACCCGUGCUCCGCCCUUUGAAAAAACAAAGCCAAGAUAUUUGGAGCCCAAGGGUAAGAAUAGGCAGACGACUAUAAUAAAUAAGCAUUUACCUAAAAUUGAUUCAUCUAGCGAGUCGUCCCGUAAUCCGAGUCCUGUUCAUGCAAGAAAUUUGAGGUCGAGUCAAAAAACUCUGCGAGGAACGGAGGCCCAGACGAUGUCGCAGGACAGUCUGGCCACGAGCUCCAGGCCGCGUACUGCAGAGCCCUCCACCGACUCACUCAGUGAGUCGCAGACCAGCAAUAAAUACGGCACCUAUACAAAAGCUAAGCACACCAAGGGCUCUGUCGAAUCUAUCAAAAUUACUAAAUACCAAAACCCCACUAACAAAAAAACCAAGAUACCAGUGCUUUUGAAUCAAACUCCCAAAGCCAAAGGGCCGGAGACCAGGAAUUCGAGAGAUGCUCAGAAAUCAGGACCGUUGAUGUUAAAGAACAGUCUGUCUAACACGCGGUCUAGUGACCGUAAAGUACCGGGCUCCUUAAUGAAUGCCACCAAGUCAAGCUCCGCCAAAAUCGUCCCAAAGGUAGUAAGAGAUACACCACCCAAGAGUAUGACGUCAAAGAACCAAAAGCAUGCACACUCGAGCCGACAGCAACAACAUGAGGAGAAGGAGAAUCCGCCUCUCAAGGAAAUACCUACCAUGGAACGUUCCGGAACAUUCUUGAAAGAUGAGCCUACCUUCGGCGAUAAAACAACUAAUAUAGACAUAGACCAAUAGAAAUUUCCAUUACAUUAACAUAUUAGCAAAAUCUAUAAAAAAAACUUAAUAUUUUAUAAUGGAAACAUUUAUAAAUUUUAACUCUGUAACUCGAAAUCUAAGUACCUGUGAGUCGAUGUCUUUCCGAUAUAAUCUGAAAGCUAGCUUAGUAUUAAGAAAAUUAGAGACUGACUAAUUCUGUUAAUUUCAUAAAUCUGAUUUUCAUAAUAUCGUUUCUAUGGCAUUCUAAUUAUGGUGUCGCGAAGAGGCUCUCUUGAUGAGUGUAAAUAACAAUUAUUUCUUACUAUAACUUACCUGAUAUACUGUAUCUGCGAAUAUCUUAGCCGAAUCAACCGUGACAGUGUUAGCAAUGAACUGCUUUGAACGAGUCGAUAAAAAUAUCCAGAUUGGAUAAAACAUAUUAUUACAACAAGAUAUUUCUAAUCAGAUAUUUAAAGAAGGAAUGAAAGGUAAAACAACAGAUGAAGAAACAUAAUGAACUGGAAGCCGAAGAUCUUUUCGUGAAAUUGUCACACUCUGAUAAACUAAUGCAAAUUUCAAAAGCUUUAUUUUCUGUGAACAACAGAUAGUCGGAGUGAUGUAUAAUUAAAAACUUUAUUCCGCCAAAACAAUGACCGUUUCGUAGUCCAGCUAAACCAAUCACCUUUAAGACUGGGGCUGCCAAGAAUUGUCAGCAAUGCAGUGUAACAGGGGUCAGAUAUGUCAGAAAUAAGUAGCAUGCAGAGCAGCAACGGUCGUUCCUUCGAUACUGAAUGCAAACUG